This is a messenger RNA of Cylicocyclus nassatus, 2442 nucleotides long. NCBI's taxonomy places the organism in Eukaryota, Metazoa, Nematoda, Chromadorea, Rhabditida, Strongylidae. The record is from the annotation of a GenBank genome assembly.
CUUCACUGCAUAAUUAUUGAAAUUUACUUUUAGAGAGGAUUUUGGCGAAUGUGAAUCAUGGCUGUAAACGGCUGUACGCCCGAAACCGCAAGUUGGGCUGAGCUUUGGGAUCAAACUGAUGCGGUUGCCAACCAUACACAAAAGGGAGUAGAGUUUCUCGAAAGGAUUGGGACUUUUGCCAAAGAGAGAGCUUUGAUAGAAGAGGAAUACGCCGCAAAGCUAAGAAAUCUUGCAAAAAAAUCUCUUGGAAGAAAAAAGGAGGAUGAAGAAGCUGCCAAAAACUUCACGUACGUAAGGUCAUUCGUCAAUUUGCUUCGAGAGCUGGAAUCUCUGGCUGGCCAGCAUGAGGUCGUUGGCGAAAAAAUUCGCAAAGAAGUGAUACCAUUCGUAGUGACAAGAUCCAAUGUACAUCGCGCGCAAAGAAAGCAAUGUCUUGCCGACCUUCAAGCAAUACAUGCAAAUUUAGCUGGUGCCAUGGAACAUCUUGGUAAAGCCCAAAAGCAUUACAGCAAAUCUUUCAAAGAGGCGGAAGCUGCUUAUUUAAAGUAUGCCAAAGCCGACAAGAACAUGGAGAUAUCUCGAUUGGAUCUAGAUAAAGCCAAGAACAAUGCACAGAUGCGAAGUCAAAUCAGUGAAGAAGCGAAACAGGCUUAUGCACAUGCUUUACAAGGCGCUAAUGAAGCUCAAAAUGCUCACUAUUCACAACUUCUUCCCGAUGCAUUGGCUCGCAUGAGGACCAUUGAUCUUGAGCGUAUCAACGAUACGAAAACAGCGAUGGAGCUGUGCAUUGCUUCGGAAGCAGACGUCCGUCCUAUCAUAGCGCGGUGUCACGAGGAUAUGAGAAAGGCCGUGCAACAGAUUGACGCCAUCCAAGAUACCGCUAUGGUUGUAGAACAAUUCAAGACUGGCUAUGCAUUCCCUCCUCCCAUUCAUUUUGAUGAUCUUGGUCCUCCUGACUCUUGCAUCAACAGUGGAGAAGUUUCGCAUGUCGACUCAACGCUGAAGCGAGGAUUGUUAAGUGGUGGGAAGAAAGAUGGCAAAGGAGUUUCUAGGAAGCAGUCGAUGCACCAAAAAUUCUUCGGUGGAGGAGACAAGCACAAGGCUGAUGCAAACGGUGAUUACGGCCAGCUUCCUCCACAGCAGCGAAUACGAAAGUUACAUGCAAGACUUGCGGAAUUAGAAAAGGAGAGAGAGAAAAGGCAACAGAGUCGAGAAGGAGCAGCAAAAAUGAAGCAGGUGUACACAGACAAUCCAAAGAUGGGUAACGCAGCUGACUGUGAAUCUCAGCUCAGCCAGUAUGAGAAGGAAAUCGAAUCUCUGGAUCAGCAAAUAUCUAAGCUUCGUCUGUUGCUAGAAGAUGCACAAAUGCAGAGUGGUAAUGACACUCCGCCAUCGCUGCGGUCGGGAAGUUCCACCGGAAGCGCGCCGCCAGCUCGUCCUCCUCAUCCCCAAACAUCUCAACGUGGUAGUUACAGCGAAGAAAGUAUAGCAAGUAGUGACGGCGUCAAUACUCCUAAUCGAAAUAACGGUGCUCAGUUGCGGCGUGAUGAGGUAUACGAAGAGUGCGCCAUGCCUGCAUUAGGUACAGCUGUUGCACAGUUCCCCUUUGAGGGUGGUACAGAAGGCACCAUCGGAAUACAAGAAGGUGAAGAACUCUUGCUCAUUGAACGAGAUGAAGGAGAUGGAUGGACAAGAGUUCGACGGAUUGAUAAUUCUACCGAGGGUUUUGUUCCGUCCAGUUACCUUCAAUGCAAAUGGUAUGCAGCGGAGGAGAAGUAAAUGUGCAUGAGACCGAGACGUUUCUUUUGGAAACGUAGUUGUUUUCCAGUCACUUAUUGUUUAUAUCUUAUAGCUUAUCAUCUUUCCCUUAGUCCGAAUUGCCCGACGACAGUUUUCCGCCUCCUAAUAUUGUUUUUGCUUUAUGAUUCUUAUGUGCGAAGUGGCCAAGCGAUUGUCCGAAUCAGUUGAGAUAUCGCUGGAGGUAUCUCUCAAAAAAUUCACAUUUCUACAUCUGACUUUAGCCUAGCCAAUUAUCUUUUUGAUUUGUUCCGCUUUCCAGCUCCUUUGCUCGGGUUUGUUGUGUCCUAAUCGUGCACUUGUCCAUUUCUUAACCUUCUAUUUUCUCGCACAGAUUACCUGUGAUUCUAUCCGCUUCUGAAAAAAGGCGUUCCUGCAAUCCUGGGCAUAAUCGAUUUUCUAUGAAGAGAUUGUCCAAUAUUUAGGAAGUAACAAACCUGAAGUUAAUAAAUACUCUUCGACUUCCUUAUUGGCAUAUGGUAAGUGCCAUUGAAGCUGCAUUCUUCAUGUGAGUAGAAGCAUCUAACAUAUAAAAGUCGUGUAAGUUUCUUCUUUCUGCAAUCUACACUUCAGGUUCUGUUGUGACUACGUGCUAGUAUAAACCGUUGGCUUCUGAUGUAGUGGGAUCUUAGUAUAUAUGCAGAC